Messenger RNA from Penicillium egyptiacum, 1797 nucleotides. NCBI's taxonomy places the organism in Eukaryota, Fungi, Ascomycota, Eurotiomycetes, Eurotiales, Aspergillaceae. The record is from the annotation of a GenBank genome assembly.
AUGGCUCCAGGUGAUAUAGUGGACAUUGCCACCGCUUGCUCUUCACAAGGGAACUUCAAUGUCCUGGGGGUGGUUAUUGACAGACUACCACUUUAUCGGACCAGAGGCUCAUCGGCAUGCAUCACAUUCACGAUUAAAGACUCUGAUUUUGAUGCACCGGGCUGGCAAGGUGGUCUCAAAAUCAAAUAUUUUAAUGAUGAUGAGAGCUACCUUCCCAACGUCGAGCUCAAAGAUGUAGUCCUACUACGGAACGUCCGGGUGACAAUCUACCAGAACAGACCAACAGGGGUUGUCUCUCAGCAUUCCAAUGUGUCAUGGGUUAUUUUUCGACCAGAGCCAAGUUCAAGCCCGUUCAUCACCAGUGGUCCUGUGCCUUUCGAGCCGAGUUUGAAGGAAAAGGACCAGGCACAAUCACUCCUGGAUCACGUAUCUGCCGAAAGUAUCCUUGUGCAACAACCCACGCCGCGUAGUGCAACCGCCUUUCAACAAUCUUCCCAUGUUCAGGCUUCCGUUCCGUCCCCAAAAUCUGGAGGGUUACCGUGUAUCCCUAUUCAGUUUGCGAAGGACCGCCUAUUGUGUCAGUUACUUGGCCAAGUUGUGAGCAUCAAUACUUACGACAGCGAGAAAUGUACACUAUACUUGACUGAUUUUACUGAAAAUGAGCGCCUUGUCAACUACAAGAAACCCGGAGAAGAUGAAGAGUCAGGCCCUGAAGGCGACCGAUUUAAUUACAUACACAAGAAAAAGAACUGGCCAGGCCCAUGGGGUAAAUUGACCCUUCAAGUGACUUUAUGGGAGCCGCAUGGCACCUAUGCCCGAGAACACCUCAAGCCAGGUGACAUCACUCUAAUAACAUAUGCCCGUAUCAAGGAAGAUCAGCGUGGUGGCUUGGAAGCUACUGUUCAUGAAGACAGACGAUUCCCGGAGAAGAUCCAUGUCAGGAAGGUGGAUGGUGGCAAUGACGAACGUGUACGAGAAUUGAUGAACCGUCGGACAGAAUACUGGAAGAUCCACGGUGAACCCAAGGCAGAUACCAAAAAAGCCAAAAAAAGGAACAAGAGAGUCGAGCAGAAAAGGGAGGCCCGAAAAGAAGAAGGCCAACUGACCAUGCCAGCAGCAUCACGAAUCAAGUUGAAUCAACAUGUCAAAACAAGAAAGUACACAGUGCCUACUCUACCUCUCGAGAAGAUAUUGUUGGCAGAAACACAUAUAAACAAUGCUCCAGGAGGGAUUGUCUACCAGCUUCCCUUUCAAAACGUCAAUUAUCGCUCUCAAGUCCGAGUGCUCGACUUCUUUCCCCCAAAGGUAGAAGACUUUGCAAUUCAAACCACUAGUGCUCCCUUAUUCAGUGAUCAUGACGGUGCCAUCGAGCCUAAAUUUGGCUGGGAAUGGCGGUUCUGUCUUCUUGUGGAGGGGGCUGAGCCCAAACCUUCCAAUCAACAGCCCCGAGAGGUGAUGAAGCUCUAUGUGUGCGGUCAAGAUGGCGAUUGUCUUCUGGACGAUAAUGCAUUCAACCUCCGCGACAACCCGCGAAGACUGGAAGCAAUAAAAGAGAAGCUCUUCCUCCUAUGGGGCAAUCUCGAGGAGGAGAAGUCGAAAGCCAUGGCUUCUGGUCAACAGAGUUGGGGACCGGUCAAGUCGUGCCCAUUCGAGUGCUGCAUCAAGGAAUAUGGCGUCCAGUGCACCCAUGGCAAAGAUCCCAAUGCCAUGAAUAUCGACAGCAGGAUGUGCACUCACCCUGAUUGCUUUGGAUGGGAGAGACGAUUUGCCAUGUUCGGCACGACUAUCCACACAUAG